Mercurialis annua (annual mercury) is the source of this 994-nucleotide messenger RNA. RefSeq lists its product as uncharacterized. NCBI's taxonomy places the organism in Eukaryota, Viridiplantae, Streptophyta, Magnoliopsida, Malpighiales, Euphorbiaceae. The coding region runs from base 50 to 763 and encodes 237 amino acids. The record is from RefSeq and is a predicted model, not a curated record. The transcript is spliced from 5 exons.
UGCUGAAGCAUUAAAUCCUACGAUAAAUCCGAUUGCUCAAGAUGAAUUCAUGGUAUUGGAAGAAACAAAUAUUGACGAUGAUAUCCUUUCUAAGAGGAAGGGUCGAGGGAAAGCGAGAGGGUUUGAAGUUAAAAGACGAACCAAGGAUGGUUCCAAAAUUGGUGGAGUUAUGAUCACAAAAAGGAAUAAUUUACCAGUAGGUCCUUCGGAAAAAACGUUCAAAAUGGAAAUUGGUGUUCUCACUCGAUUAAUGGCACCGCUAGGUGUAUUUUAUUGGUCUGAUGUAACUGAAGAAAACAAAAAAGCCAUGAUUACAACUCUUCAGAAUGAAUUUGAGGUUGAUUUAAGUGAUUUACAUGCCAAAAAAGUUGUAUAUGGGAUGAUGGCUAGACGAUUUUUAAAUUAUAAGUAUCGUUGCCACUUGCACUAUAAAGGAUUUCCUACUCGAGAUGCAGCUGAAAAGAAUCCACCCGAAGAUGUUAAAAUAGACGAUUGGAAGAAACUUUGUGAGCACUUUGUUGAAAACGAAAGAUUUAAGGCUCAAAGUGCUGCAAAUGUUCUUAAUCGAAAAAAAUUGGAUGUUCCUCACACUUCGGGGUCAAAGUCCUACUGCCAACGCUUGUAUGAAAUGGAAACAUCUGAAGCUAUAGAUGAAGAACCGCCUGAAAUGAGACUCUAUUCUCAAGCACAUCAUAAAAGAGAUGGUUCAUGGAUUCACCCACAAGCUGAAGAAAAAUACGUAAGAUGUUUUUUUUAUAUAUAAAAUUAUCUAAAUGGCAUCUUAUAUAAUUUUACUAAAAUAUGCGACAAUACUUAGAUAAAAAUGGAAGUUAUUCGUUCACAAGCACUUGAGGGAGGCGUUGGCGUAGAUGGAAAAAACAUUCUUGAAAAAGUAUUGGAUAAACCAAAGUCCGGUUAUCCUCGUGGACUUGGAUAUGGGACAAAAAGGAUAACAACCAGAGAGUUAGAGUUUGAAGUUCGUUUACAUACUGAA